CCCUUUUAUUGUGCUAAUCACGUUCAACCAAACGGAUACUUCGAGCUGGAUCCUGAAGGGGAAGAGCCGCCCAAAAAGGUCUUGGGUUUUGACCUUGGGGCUGUAUUUACUUCGGCAAAAGAUCAACUUCGCCUGUUUCGCCAACGAGACAAAUCAGAACGAUUAACUGAUUUUGUCGCUGAAGAGGAUGAAAACUAUGAACUUCCAACCCUUAAAAGUCAACCAUCAGCAAAUCCUCCCGACUUAAUAGGUAAACUUCAGGAACAAGAAGAUGACAAAGUACGAAAUUUUAACCGAAAGUUUCCCACCCGAAUGGACACCAUUAUCGGUGAGAGAACCGGAUUAUCCCGUUACUUUGAACCAGAAUGUCCAUGCUGUAACCUAUCCAAGCGUUAUACUAUCGCCGUCCUAACCUCUAUUGGAUUUGUAAUUAGCUUUGGGAUUCGUUGUAACAUGGGUGUUGCUUCAGUAAAGAUGUUUUCAAAUGCUACUGGAAAGCCUGAACUUGAUUGGACCCCUGAAACUGUUGGUGUUGUUGAUUCGUCAUUCUUCUGGGGUUACAUUGUCACUCAAAUACCAGGCGGGUUUUUAGCCGCCAAAUAUCCAGCCAAUAGAGUUUUUGGAACAGCAAUAGCCACCUCUGCCUUCCUUAACCUUUUACUUCCGGGCGCAGCUUAUUUUGGUUAUGGUAUGUUCAUGAUAAUUAGGAUAUUACAAGGACUUGUUGAGGGUGUAACAUAUCCAGCAUGUCAUGGUAUAUGGCGUCAUUGGGCACCUCCCAUUGAACGCAGUCGCUUAGCUACUCUGGCUUUUUGUGGAUCCUAUGCUGGAGCUGUUUUAGGUUUACCCAUAUCGGGUAUGCUUACAGAGUGGCUUGGUUGGCAGGCUUGUUUUUAUUUUUAUGGUGUUGUCGGCUGUUUUUGGUACAUUUCUUGGUUACUACUGUCAUUUGAAAAGCCAGCCAAACAUCCAACAAUCACUCAAGCUGAAUUGAUUUACAUCGAAGAAAGUAUUGGUAACGUUGCUCAGACUUCACCAACGUUUAAAACGACUCCUUGGAAGGAUAUAUUUUCAUCGUUACCUGUGUAUGCUAUAAUAGUGGCCAAUUUUUGUCGUAGUUGGACAUUUUACCUUUUAUUGAUAUCACAGCCAACUUAUUUCAAACAUGUUUUCCAUUCAUCUGUGGGUGAAUCUGGGUUUUUAGGUGCCGUUCCUCACUUAUGUAUGACAAUUAUAGUCCCAUUUGGUGGUCAUUUGGCUGAUUUUUUUAGACGGUCUGGUAUAUUGACUACAACUCAAGUUAGAAAACUAUUCAAUUGUGGAGGCUUCGGUAUGGAAGCAUUGUUCCUAUUUGUUGUUGGAAGCACAUCAAGUGAAGCAUUAGCCAUUUCAGCUUUAACCUUUGCUGUUGGUUUUAGUGGAUUUGCCAUUUCAGGUUUUAACGUUAAUCAUCUGGAUAUUGCACCUCGUUACGCAUCCAUUCUAAUGGGAAUCUCAAACGGCUUUGGAACUCUUGCUGGAAUGUUUUGUCCGAUUGUUACCGAACUCAUGACCGAACACAAGACUUCGGAAGAAUGGCAAAAAGUGUUUACAAUUGCUGGAUUCAUCCACUUGUGCGGUGUAAUAUUUUACGGAAUCUUUGCCUCCGGAGAGUUGCAACCUUGGUCUGAACCACCGCCAGACCCGAAUCACAUUCCCAACUGGAAGAUACGGCAAAUGUCAAUUAAAGGUGGCCAUCCACCUCCAAGUGAAAUGAAUGGAGACUUGCAAAGGAUGGAUUCAGGAGAAAUGGUUCAUAGUCAAGGAUAUUAUCCAAGCGCAACUGGAGGCGGACCUGGGCCCAACAUGAUGGAUCCAAAUAGCAAUAUUAAUCUAAACAACAAUAACAAUCCUUUCUAUGGAGCAACCGAUGUACAGCAAACCUCUUUCUAUGAAACUCGACCACAAUACUCACAGCCCAGGCCAACUGAUCGGUACAUGCAUGGUUCAGUGGAAGACAGGGAAUAUUGAAGUUGAUUCAGUUUCACGCAUCUUCAUCUUGCAAACACCAAACUCAUUGCUCUUCUAAAACAUAAUCAUUUUUACAUAACAUAAUUAUAAUCAACAUCGUUUACUUAUAUUGGAUAAAAAGAAAGACAAUUUUCUCUCCUUUAUCCAUGAAACGUUGAUGAAAUUUGAGGAAAACAUUAAUCAACCAAGCUUAACCUUUGCCCGAAGUGAAUACACACGCAGAGUUAAUCAACUAAUCAGAGUAUUACAAUUUACCAGGCAAUCAAACAAUUGACUUUCUGUUGAUAUUACCUUGUUGACUUCAUUUGAAUGCCUUUUGUAUUUUUAGUUGUUGCGUUCAUUAACAAUAAUAAUCAGAUUCAUCAGUGAGACAAGCAAAAACAAAAACAAGAGUCAAAUGAAAUGGGUUAAGAAGAUAAUUAUUUUAUUAUUUAAUUGUUAACUCUUCUCGACAGUUCAUCUCCACAGUUGCUUGUCUCACACAUUUUUACAAAUGGUUUUGUUGGUUGAUUAAUUGAUCAUUUUUUUAGUUUCUCCUGUUAAUUUGCUUCUUUCUCUCUCUCUCUGUAAAUUCCAAGUGUGAGCGAUUUAAUCAAUCAUUUACAAGACACAAAAUAACCCAAAAAAAAAUGAAAAUAUUGUCCAGUGAAAAGUUAACCAGAAAUCAACACACAAAAGGGUUCAACAUUUAAUGUUUGCUCAAACCUGGGUUGACUUUGAAUUUGGUCAAACAUUGAAACAUUGAAUCCAUCAACAUUGAUCAACUAACCAAAUUGAUUGCAGUUUUCAGUUAAACAUUUUUCUUUAUACCAAGUGUCCUUUCAUCAUCAUCUCAAUCAUUUUAUAUAUUAGACAACAGUAAUCAUUGAAACACACACACAAUCGUAAUGAUCACCUAAAAAUUAUUCUAGAUGAACGGUUAAUUGCUUAUUUUAAACUGCUUUUUGCCCAUUCAACAACAACGAUAAAGUGAUGACAAUUUUCAAAUCAAACAAAAUUUAUUCAACAAACAAUUAGCUAGUCAAUAAUGUUUACUUGAUUCGUUACAAUCAGUUAGAGAGAAAGGCAAAGAGAAGAGGAAGAAAAAAGCAAUUAACUAAUUGUAUAUACACAAUUAAAUAUUUAUCUUAUAUAUUACGGUAAUAGGAAUAAAAGUCUCAUAAUAGCAUUAGUUAAUAUUGGAAAUGGUUUAUUGUUUGAUGCGAGAAAAUAAAACAAGAAAUAAAUAAAGAAUGAAAACUGUAAUCACAAUUUGGUCAAAUUGUUAAUCAAUUUUCAUUGUUAAUAUAAAAAAGGUAGAACCUCAAUUGAACACAUUUAAUCACAAUAAUUAGAAGGAAAUUAACAGGAGAAAGGUUGACAAUUUAAGAAUUGGAAAGUAAACUUGUAAUUCAGUCAACAGCGAGUUUUGAUGCAAGUUUAGAGCUACAAUUGUGACUUCAAUCAGACAGUUAAUCAAUUAAUCAAUCAAUGCAAAAACAUGAGUCUAUUGAUAUGCUUUUAAAGUCAAAAGUCUGUGCAGUUUGAGAUCAGCCUUUUUGACCUACAUUUCAUAUUUUCAUUUCCAUCUUCAUCUUCAUCUCUACACAUCUCUUCAUCAUCCUCACAAUCCUCCAUUAUCUUCAUUCUGAACCAUCAAUUCAUGGAUGAAUAAAGCUUUGCGCAUGAAAACCAAACCAACACACACAAAAGUUGUAUUAGAUGUAAAUAGCGUUUCAAGAGAAGAAAAAAAUGGAAUCUCUGUUUUUUUUCGCCACAAAAUUGAGUGUCAAUCAGUUGAAUUUGGACAUUUCAACCUUUCCAGUGGAAAAAUCACCUUUUCAUUCUGUUCGAUAAGUGCGCAAUGUUAAUGUUAUUAAUGGACAAACCAAUAAUUAACUUAUUAUUAUCGGACAAUCAAGCAACGGGUGAUAACAGUUAACAGUUUAAUCAUCAAAACACUUGGAGAACAGCAAUUUGCAUGGGAUUUCUGUUGGAUAAUCCAGAUCUUGGCUUGCAAGUUUUUCGUCUUUGCUCCGUUUUUUGCUGGUUUUUGUAAUAAUCUCACAAUAAUAUCCAAAAACUUACAAUAAUAAUCACAAGAAAGUCAUUGAUUUGAUUAUUGUUGAUCCAAUUUUGUCUAAAUUCAAAUCAAUCGAGUAAUAACAAUUAUUGAUAGUAAUAAGUAAAUAUCAAAUAACAAUUAUAAUCUUUAAUAAAUCAUGCUAAAGAUUCAGUUUAAAAUCAGUGCAAUAAGCAAAGUAAUUAAACACACAAAAGGUUUGAAGUAAAAAUGAGAAAAUUUAAAUUUCCAAAAAAAAGUUAAACUUAAACUGAUUUGUUCAAUUUGGCUGAAUUGAUUAAAGUGUUGAGCAGUUUAAAUCAAAAGUGUUUCAUUGAUUGGAAAAAGAAAUGAAAUAUUUUUCCAAUUAAUUGUUUUUUGUACCAAUUUAAUUUCCAUUUCAAUUGUAAUUGCAGCAAAUUGUGUGACAAACCCAAACCCAAAAAUACAUUAUUCCCUGUCUAUGUGUAUAUCUUGUGUACAAUAAUUGAUCAACAAUCAAAUUGAUUUUAAUUUCAAGCUUAAUUUCAAGCCUUUUCUGGUUUUGACCUUUUUUGAUUUGCCGUUUACACUGUUUAACUUUGUUGAUUGUGCCAAUGGUUUGUGUGCGUCUCAUUUAUUAACCUUUAACAUUAUUUUAUCAAUCAAGCUUUUUAGUUUUAAACAUGUUUAACUGUGUGACUGUUUGUUAACUGUAAAUCUCAAAUAGUUAAUUGUUGUCAUCAAUUGAUGAGCAAUUGAGAUGAUAAACAAAAGGUUGAAAACUCACAUCAACAUUGGCAUAAUAAUAAUAUAAAUAUAUAUAAUAAAGAUUAACAAAAAAUCACAAGCAAUCAUCUGUGCGGUAGCAAUAAUCAUAAUCAAUUUUGAUUAAAGUUGUGUUUUGGUUUCAGUUUA
This is a messenger RNA of Tetranychus urticae (two-spotted spider mite), 4948 nucleotides long. Its product is annotated as vesicular glutamate transporter 1-like. Gene Ontology annotation, cellular component: excitatory synapse; synaptic vesicle membrane. Gene Ontology annotation, biological process: transmembrane transport; synaptic transmission, glutamatergic; neurotransmitter loading into synaptic vesicle. The record is from RefSeq and is a predicted model, not a curated record. Gene Ontology annotation, molecular function: L-glutamate transmembrane transporter activity; neurotransmitter transmembrane transporter activity. Lineage: Eukaryota; Metazoa; Arthropoda; Arachnida; Trombidiformes; Tetranychidae.